UCUGUCACAUUUUGUGGUAUAUUUUUGUAUUUUUAUAUAUUGAAAUGGAUAGGGAAGAUGACGUGUCGUUACUAGAAUUAAUACCUACGACGAAAUAUUGCUGUUUUUGUAUUGAUACGAAAUGUGGUACAAAACUUAUAGCUAUAGUGGGAAUUCUAUUUGCCCUCACAAUGGCCAGCCUGGUGUUAUUGAAAGACAGAAAGUACCUAACAUUUAGCACUGCUAUAUUAAUAGCUUUACUAUCAAUAUUCAUCAUGAUCACUGUUAUGUUUGUUAUUGUCUCUAUGAUGCUGCUGGUAGCGGCUUUCGACGAGAAUCCAGAUUUAAUGUCGUACUACAUCUGGCUGACGGUGGUGUACCUGUGUGUUCAACUUAUACUGGCUAUCGUGGUCCCAAUAGUGCUGGUCAUUGAUGGCGUGUUUCACGUCGCUAUAGCUUUAAUAUGGGUUGUCAUCGUCAUGAUUGUCGUUUUGGGCAUCGCAGGCAUGACGCAGGCGGGAGAUCUGGGUUUGACAGCGUGCUCGCCGCGCUCUCGCUGCGGGAGCGUUACGCACCGCGCCGGGCGCAUGCCGGCGAGUCGCCGGUAG
This is a messenger RNA of Manduca sexta (tobacco hornworm), 587 nucleotides long. RefSeq lists its product as uncharacterized. The coding region runs from base 45 to 587 and encodes 180 amino acids. The record is from RefSeq and is a predicted model, not a curated record. NCBI's taxonomy places the organism in Eukaryota, Metazoa, Arthropoda, Insecta, Lepidoptera, Sphingidae. The transcript has 4 exons.